AUGACUACGGAGGUGCUCGCAUCUGUCCAGGCAGACCUUGAGUCCAAGAUCUCAGUUGCCGAGGAGAAGAUCGCAUCUGGAGAUGCAGAGAAGACCAAGCGAGAGGCAAUUGCUGAGCAGCUCCCCACGCACCCCGCGCAUGAAGGGGCUGCCGUGGAGGUGGGAUGGGAAGAGGCCGAGGUGGCCGCAGAGGAGCUCAGCGCCGCUGAAAAGGCCCACAAGACGGCCGAGCAGGAGCAGAAGGCCGGUGACACGAAGCUUGUCCAGGCCGAGGCGAAGAAGGAAAAGCUGGAGACGGUGAUGACAUCCGUCUUCGUCCCGUGCAAGGAUGGGACCGUGGAGGCCGGCUCCAAGUCCAAGGCAGGGGAGCGAUUGACACACUCAGCGGAUACCUUUGCCUUCGAC
Symbiodinium necroappetens is the source of this 405-nucleotide messenger RNA. NCBI's taxonomy places the organism in Eukaryota, Dinophyceae, Suessiales, Symbiodiniaceae. The record is from the annotation of a GenBank genome assembly.